Molecule: messenger RNA, 879 nt
Organism: Recurvomyces mirabilis
Lineage: Eukaryota; Fungi; Ascomycota; Dothideomycetes; Mycosphaerellales; Teratosphaeriaceae
Exons: 1
Coding region: 1-879 (292 amino acids)
Source: RefSeq, a predicted model, not a curated record
AUGGCUCCAGCGUUGGGAAAGCUGGUACGCAUGCGGGCUCUGCGAUCAGCUGAGUUACCAGCACACUCCGAUCUAGCGCCUCAGCAGAGCUCGGUACCACCACCAGAGCUGCAACGAUUCGUGCUUGAUGUACUAGAAGAAGCGGAAGGCUUUAUGAGCCAGUACUUGGUACAGACGUUCAAGGUCAAAGACAAGAGCAAGAAGUCGCCGCCGUCAACCGCUUCAGUUGAGCUGCUGUCGCACGAGAUAAAUGCUACGGACAUCCCGAAAGAGACCAAAACGGCUGGGGCAGGGAGUACUACUGAGACAUGGUUUGCGCGGGCUAGUGUGCAUGAAAAUGCUGCGAAAGAAGGUACCGCAAGCUGGGACGAGUUCGACCAGGGACUCCGAGCCAACCACAGUCAGCAUGAGAUGGAGUACACACCCGGCGUGCAAGAUGCUCACAAGAUACUAGACUGGAACAGCGACCUCGAGGCAGUGGGAAGAAGGGUCGGUACGUGGGAGGAUGUAGAGAUGGGCCUCGUAGAGAUGGUACACCACAUCCCACCGCCGCUCAACGAUCGAUGCUUCUCGGUCUUGAUCGUUACAGCGAAGACGGCGCAAGAUUUCCUCGUCGUGCAGAUACCUAUUGAUACCAAUGGCAUGCCAGGUGCAAAGUAUCUGACCAAGGGAAAGCUUCAGCAUGGCAUGUACUGCAGUGUAGAACGCGGCGAGUUGCUCGAGCACGGCAAGAAGGUGAAGUGGCAGAUGGCGACGGCAAGCGAUGCCAAGGGCAUACUACCCAUGUGGGCUCAGAAGAUGGGUGUACCGGGCGCUGUCGUGAAAGACGUAGGGCUAUUCAUCGAUUGGACCUCAAAGAGACGAGCAGGCAAGGCCUGA